Messenger RNA from Morchella sextelata, 1272 nucleotides. RefSeq lists its product as uncharacterized. Gene Ontology annotation, biological process: protein dephosphorylation. NCBI's taxonomy places the organism in Eukaryota, Fungi, Ascomycota, Pezizomycetes, Pezizales, Morchellaceae. Gene Ontology annotation, molecular function: protein serine/threonine phosphatase activity; cation binding. The record is from RefSeq and is a predicted model, not a curated record. The transcript has 4 exons. Bases 1 to 1272 code for a protein of 423 amino acids.
AUGUUCGGUAACAACAGCAACAACAACGGAUCUGCUCCAUCAACAGCUGAUGCUGAGCCUACCUUGAAUACAAAGAUUGCUAACCAGCUUCCCACCGACAGUACUCCAUUCGCAGAAAAGGGAAAGAAGGGGAGCUCUGGUUCUAAAACGUCUGCCUUCAUAGCCUCUGCUAAGAAUUCGAUCACAAACCUUGGCAACAAUAACGAGCAAAAGGAAAAAGAAACGAAAACUACUGCACCAAAGGAUGAUCUCCCUACAGUUGUCGUAGGUCCUAACAAUAACUCUGCGGGCGAUUCAAAACCAGGCCCCAAAAGCACGUUCAGAGUCGGCGUGACGGAGGAUAAGAACAAAAAAUGCCGAAGGACCAUGGAGGAUACCCACUCAUUUCUUUAUAACUUCUUGCCAACCUUGCCGCCAGCUACACCUACAUCAAGUACUACCAACACCUCUGGAGUUACGUCUACACAUUCGACCGAGGAGACAGUGGAAUCAGACAAUGGAUACUUUGCGAUCUUCGAUGGGCAUGCGGGGACAUAUGCUGCCGAUUGGUGUGGGAAGAAAUUACACCUGGUUCUGGAGGACACAAUCAGAAAGCAUCCCAACACUCCCAUACCCGAGUUACUAGACAUGACCUUUACCAAUUGUGAUGGACAGCUAGAAAAGCUACCUGUUAGGAAUAGUGGGUGUACAGCUGUUUGUGCCGUUUUGAGGUGGGAGGAUAGGCCGGUGCCGAAUAGUGUUGGGCAGUUGGAUGCUGCUAAAGGGAAGGGAGUAGUCAACGACGAAAACUCGAAACCCUCCCUGAACUUGGCGACAGAAAGACAGAGGGUCCUAUACACAGCCAACGGAAGCGAUGAAAAUGAAGGGAAGAGGGUGGCAAACGCUGGAGGUUUGAUAUUAAACAACCGUGUCAACGGGGUUCUGGCUGUCACUCGUGCCCUAGGAGACAGUUAUAUGAAGGAAUUAGUCACAGGACAUCCUUAUACCACGGAAACUGUCCUACAGCCCGAGGCAGACGAAUUCAUUAUACUUGCUUGUGAUGGCCUUUGGGAUGUUUGUUCGGACCAGGAAGCAGUUGACCUCGUUCACGCCGUCAAGGACCCACAGGAAGCGAGUAAAAUGCUUGUAGAUUAUGCUUUGGGCAGGUUUUCUUCGGAUAACCUCAGUUGUAUGAUUGUGCGUUUAGAUCCCACUGGCAAGUUUCACGGGUUGAAAGCUCCGGAUUCUGCGGUAGAGGUGAAGGGAGAAGUGGCGCAGCCGACGAAGAAGUAG